This is a messenger RNA of Notolabrus celidotus (New Zealand spotty), 12022 nucleotides long. RefSeq names its product argonaute RISC catalytic component 2 (gene ago2). The record is from RefSeq and is a predicted model, not a curated record. Gene Ontology annotation, biological process: regulatory ncRNA-mediated gene silencing; regulation of DNA-templated transcription. Gene Ontology annotation, cellular component: RISC complex. Gene Ontology annotation, molecular function: endoribonuclease activity, cleaving siRNA-paired mRNA; protein binding; RNA binding. The coding region runs from base 268 to 2880 and encodes 870 amino acids. Lineage: Eukaryota; Metazoa; Chordata; Actinopteri; Labriformes; Labridae. The transcript is spliced from 20 exons.
GACUCCUCUUGUCCUGCAUGGGUCCUUUCCGUGCUCUCUUUUCUCUCGGCUCCCGUUUUGUGUGUUGGGGGGAUGGGGCCGUGCCGAGGAUGAGACACUCCAAAUAUUUACCACUUGGCUUAUUAAAUAUCUUCAUUUCUGAACUGGGCUUUCUCAAUUGCUCUUGUUUAUAGAUUUACUUUUCGACCACGUAUGAGUUUAGGUGGAAUUUGGCCACAUUGAAGUGGAGUAUCUACGUCCACGACACACGCUUCAAAAGUCGACAAAAUGUAUUCCUCUGCUGGAGCCUCUGAGAUGCUUGAGGGACCCCGGUCCUCCGGGUCAGCAAGCUCUGAUCCCCCAUCUUCUCCAGUGCCAGAAUAUGUCUUCAAGCCUCCAUCCCGGCCAGACUUUGGCACCAUGGGACGGACAAUCAAGCUCCAAGCCAACUUCUUUGAGAUGGAAAUCCCUAAACUGGAGGUCUACCAUUACGACAUCGACAUCAAGCCUGAGAAAUGUCCUAGGAGGGUGAAUCGUGAGAUUGUGGAGCACAUGGUCCAGCACUUUAAAACUCAAAUCUUUGGAGAUCGAAAGCCGGUGUACGACGGGAGGAAGAAUCUCUACACUGCCAUGCCCUUACCCAUAGGCCGAGACAAGGUGGAGCUUGAGGUAACCAUCCCUGGUGAAGGCAAAGAUCGCAGCUUCAAAGUCUCAAUCAAGUGGGUGUCCUGUGUAAGCCUUCAGGCCCUGCACGAGGCUCUUGCAGGGCGGCUACCCAGCGUCCCCUUUGAGACAGUCCAAGCCUUGGAUGUGGUCAUGAGACAUCUGCCCUCAAUGAGGUACACCCCAGUGGGCCGCUCUUUCUUCACGCCCUCAGAGGGAUGCUCGAAUCCUCUGGGCGGCGGCAGAGAGGUGUGGUUUGGCUUCCACCAAUCUGUCAGGCCUUCCCUUUGGAAAAUGAUGCUCAACAUCGACGUUUCGGCCACCGCGUUCUACAAAGCCCAGCCUGUAAUCGAGUUCAUGUGCGAGGUCUUGGAUUUUAAAAGCAUUGAAGAACAACAGAAGCCUUUAACCGACUCUCAGAGAGUCAAAUUUACAAAAGAAAUCAAAGGCCUGAAGGUGGAGAUCACACACUGCGGCCAGAUGAAGAGGAAGUACCGAGUUUGCAAUGUGACCAGAAGACCAGCCAGCCACCAAACGUUCCCCCUGCAGCAGGAAAACGGCCAAACCAUUGAAUGCACAGUAGCACAGUACUUCAAAGACAAAUACAAGCUCAUCUUGAGAUACCCCCACCUCCCGUGUCUACAGGUGGGACAGGAGCAGAAGCACACCUACCUACCUCUAGAGGUGUGUAACAUAGUGGCAGGACAGCGCUGCAUCAAAAAGCUGACAGACAAUCAGACCUCCACUAUGAUCCGUGCCACAGCUCGAUCAGCACCGGACCGUCAGGAUGAGAUCAGUAAACUGAUGAGAAGUGCCAACUUCAACACUGACCCAUACGUUCGUGAGUUUGGAGUGAUGGUGAGGGAUGAGAUGACGGAAGUAAACGGCCGAGUCCUUCAAGCACCUUCAAUUCUGUACGGAGGCAGGAACAAAGCAAUAGCCACACCGAUCCAGGGAGUCUGGGACAUGAGAAACAAGCAGUUCCACACUGGCAUUGAGAUCAAAGUGUGGGCCAUCGCCUGCUUCGCACCACAGAGACAGUGCACUGAACUCCUGCUCAAAGCGUUCACAGAUCAGCUUCGAAAGAUCUCAAGGGAUGCAGGGAUGCCCAUCCAGGGUCAGCCUUGCUUCUGUAAAUACGCCCAGGGAGCAGACAGUGUGGAGCCUAUGUUCAGGCAUCUCAAGUACACCUACCAGGGCCUGCAGCUGGUGGUCGUCAUCCUCCCGGGGAAGACGCCCGUCUACGCUGAGGUGAAACGUGUUGGAGACACAGUACUUGGCAUGGCCACCCAGUGUGUGCAGGUGAAGAACGUUCAAAAAACAACCCCUCAGACCCUCUCCAACCUGUGUCUGAAGAUUAACGUCAAGCUGGGCGGGGUCAAUAACAUCCUCCUCCCACAGGGCAGGCCGUUGGUGUUCCAGCAGCCUGUGAUUUUCCUGGGUGCAGAUGUGACUCAUCCUCCUGCUGGAGAUGGGAAAAAGCCUUCAAUCGCUGCUGUCGUUGGUAGUAUGGAUGCCCAUCCCAGCAGAUAUUGCGCAACAGUCCGGGUGCAGCAGCACCGCCAGGACAUCAUCCAGGACCUGGCUGCCAUGGUGAGGGAGCUUCUCAUCCAGUUCUAUAAGUCGACCCGCUUCAAGCCCACCAGAAUCAUCUACUACCGUGACGGCAUUUCCGAGGGCCAAUUCAACCAGGUCCUUCAGCAUGAGUUACUAGCUAUCCGCGAGGCCUGCAUCAAACUGGAGAAAGACUACCAGCCCGGUAUCACCUUUGUGGUGGUGCAGAAGAGACACCACACCAGACUGUUCUGCAUGGACCGAAACGAGAGGGUUGGGAAGAGUGGCAACAUUCCUGCAGGUACCACAGUGGACACCAAAAUCACCCACCCAUCAGAGUUUGACUUCUACCUUUGCAGUCACGCUGGCAUUCAGGGUACCAGCCGGCCGUCUCACUACCAUGUGCUCUGGGACGACAACCACUUCUCCUCAGACGAACUGCAGGUCCUUACGUACCAGCUAUGUCACACAUAUGUGCGUUGUACCCGGUCAGUCUCCAUCCCAGCACCAGCUUACUACGCUCAUUUGGUGGCUUUUCGGGCUCGCUAUCACUUGGUGGACAAAGAGCAUGACAGUGCUGAGGGCAGCCAUACGUCAGGCCAGAGUAAUGGGCGGGACCAACAGGCCUUGGCCAAGGCCGUCCAGAUCCACCAGGACACUCUGCGCACCAUGUACUUUGCCUGAGAGCGCACAACCCCAGGUUGGCGUGGGUGACAUCCCACUGAUGAAACACACUACCCCUUGCUGUCUCACCGUCAGCUGUAGAUAGUUCACAGUGGUGAUCUCCCUCAUAAGAGACCUGUCAGUCACCAAUAUGUCUACAAUUGUACUUCAGCCCCCGACUCACCCAAACAAAGCCAGCUGUUAGACUGUAAGACGCAUAAUGAUCCCUCUUUUCUCGAGGUUUGAGCUGGAAGAGGUGUUCUUUACAUGUUGUGCAUUAGUGUGUGUUUUUAUUUGUCGUAGGGAAUUAUGUUGCAAAAUAUGGACGCAAAAGUAUGUACACUGACGGAAGAAAUCAUUUCUAAACUAGAGGACAGUAUCAUUCUACACUCGGGUGAUUAAUAAUUCAGAAGUUCACCCUCCUCCUCCUGUCUCCAUUGCUUGUUGGGGCAUCGGUGCUUGAAGGGAGAAGGAUCAAAUUUAUCAAAAGAUUAGGGGUCUGUUUGCUGUUUAAAUGCCUAUUGAUUUACUCCUCUGACAAACAUUAUUUAACAGCCAAUCAAAGCAAAGUGCACUGACCAGAAUGGGUACUUCAAUCAGGACUUUAAGUACUUAAUAUGUUGAGGCUUGUGUGUGAUUUUUCACAUAGGGCACUAUGUGAUGAGAAGUGCCAUUUGAGACCACCUUUCUGUCGUCUUUUCUGUGUAAAACUAUGAAUUAUUAUUCCCACGUCUGCUGGGGUUUUCAGUAUUUGUCCUUGAUUGACAGUGAUGACCGUUUAAUGCCAAAUCUGGUGAUAACAUACUAAAGGAUUCUCCGCAUCAGAUUUAUCAUCUACCCUUGAACCAACACUUUCGUUUAUUCCCGAAGCUUUCAGUGCUCAGAUAAAGAUUGAAAAACAGCGAUAUUAUUCUACUCUGCCUCUCCUGUUAGUCUGAACUGAAAGAGCUGCAUCAGUAAUCUAAUUCCAAUCUGCAGAAAUAUUUAAUUGGGACUGGUUCCCAACAAGGACACCUUUCUAAUGUACUCUGAGCCAUGUUGAGAAAAAGACACAUGAUGUAGAAAUCAACAUAGAGGGGAACUUGAUGAAAUCCCCCCCCCCCCCCCCCCCCCCCCCCACCCUCCGUCUGUUUUUAUUGUCUAAUUUAAUUUCAAUCAAUUCUUUGUAGUGAAUAUGCAUGUAGCUGACUCAUGUUUUAGACAUAUAGGCAUUUUUGUGAUAUUCGUUUUAUUUCCUCCUUUAUAUACAUUAACCCUUCUUUUAUGUUUUAAUGUAAAUAGCAGCAGAAUAGUGUUUUCUGCAGUGCUUUAGUCUGAGCGGGAUAUUUCUGUGGCGCUCGGUAUCCAGGCGUUCGGUACAGCGGAGUGAAAGCUGCAACAUUUUUAGAGUUUAACUGAUUGAAAUUCCCUCAAAACAACAAAAAAAACUGUGUUUGCUCCACAAGUUUGGAGCAGUCGUCGCACAAAAGCUUGGGUUUUAUGCAAAUGACUUUUUGUGAGUCUUUAUUCUAUAUAGUAAAGUUGGUAAUGAGGUAUAUUUUGAAUAAGCUUUCAGCGGAGGCUGCUGAAAUAUAAUAGAGAUUUUUUUUAAAUGACCGGCCCACAUGUAGUCUAAAUUAACACUGUCUAUUUGUAUACAGAUUUUAAAUGCAAAUACUCUCUUGCCUUCUAAGACUGUUACAGUCUUACCAAUAAUACUAGACAUUUCCUAACAUCCCACAUACGUUUUACUACUAAGUUAAGCUGGCGAAUGUUCUCGUAGUCUAGAUUGGAGGCGAGUAGUCUACAUUUUCUAACUAUGCAUCAUUUUUAACCAAGAGAUUUAGCAGUGAGGGCAUCUCACAUGAAUUUGGGUCAUUCCUAGAGGUAGAUAAUCAGGGCUUUUAUUUUGUUUUUGUUUUUUAGCAUGUUGCAUUUUGUAGUGUUUCUUAGUGCGUUUCAGCAUCUUCAUGCCUUUCUUACGGGAUGAAGUAUUUAUGUGGUCAUUUGUAACCGUGUAGAUUUUAUAGCCUGAAAAUUGGGUGUAUCCUUUGUAACACGCAAUCUUUCUUAGCCAAACAAGAUUACAAAUUUUUACAUGAUUAAUAUUCAAAAGACACGUAAGCACAAAAACAAAAGGACAUCUUGAUUCUAGGUGCUAGAAGUUUUCACUGUAAACCACCUUAAAUCCUCACUGGACUGGUCAACAAGGCUUUUGACAUUAUGUACGUUUAAAAAGAUGCUUCAUCAUGUCGAGGAUCUUUUGUCUCCCUCUGACGACCUCUCUGUGUUACCCUUUUUAUUCAUUAUUACCUGUAAAGCAAAUAGAAAUCCGACUGACUGUGUUUGUGGGGCAUUCUGAAAAAAAAAAAUCAUGUACUUGAUAUUUACUGUUAUGAUGUCAAUAUUGUUCUUAUCGGUGCUGGUCUCACAACAUGUAAAAUUUGGAUGCACUUUUGAUAGCAGAGCCUCGGUGCGACUUCUACGUACGGAUCGCGGCGGGGGGGCUCAGCCAUAUUGCGUGACACUGGUGUAAUUGUACGGAAAUGGCCGCGUGUUCUACCUCUUGUUACCUGUUAAAGUGUUAUGGUAACAUCACACUGCGAGCCAUUUCUGCAUAAUUACCCCUGCUAUCUAUCAAAUUGGCAUUUUUUUGGAGUCUUGCAUUGACAGUAGAGGUUUGAAACGCUUGGUGUGCAUGAUGCUAUAUGCGCUUUCUCAGUUUAUGUAGGUGUGUAUUUUCCCAUAGUUGAACUCAAACUGAUAAGAGAGAAUGUGUCUUCUUUUUUUUUGUCCUUCUUGAGCGUUGAGCUGUACGACCAAACUCUUGACGUGUGUUUGUAGUCACACGCAGCUUUCCCUUCUUUCUUUCCAUUUAUUCUAUGCACCAUUGAAAUGACAGACACCAACUAAUGCAAAGCCCACACAAGGUUUGAUCAAUGUUUUUCCUUAGCCUGGACAAAUUGUAAAUUAACCCCUGUGGUGCUGACUGUUAAAGUUACUUGAAAGCUGACAAAAGUACAAAGAGCACAGGAUGAAAACCAUGUUAAAAUAUGCUCAUGUAAAGAUGAGCAGGCCUUUAACCAGUGAAACUUCACCACAGGACAUUGUAUUUCAAUCAUCCAAUCAUGUACCGACAAAUGUCAUCCAAGUGCGACAGGACCAGAACGAAAGAUGUUGUUUGAUGGAGGCUGGUGUCAGGUGGAUCGCCGGUGUUGGUCUGUGAUUGGCAGUGUGAAUGUCCUCAGAGAAACGCCUGCCAUAUUGUGUAAAGAGUGGGGAAGGUUAACAAGUGUCCUAAAUAAUAAUGUGCUGAAAUUCAUCAUCGUUUGAUGAGAUGGCGUUUUAUUUGUUGUUACUGCUUCUGUUUGUGUUUGAAAUGACCUUUACCAGCACCUUAAAACAGCAGAUCAGAAUGGCAUUGCUUCUUUUUCCCGGAAAAUAAAACCCCAAACAUUUGAUGAUGUUUUUGCACUAAACAAGAAUGGACUUCUGUAGCUGUUUCGGCAUUAAGAGUGUUCAUCAGGUGGCAGACGGGCAGCCUCUUUGUUUGGAUCUAGACGUUGGCUUUUCAGACUACACUGAUGGGACACAGCCAACGGGCCUGAGAGCCUCUGUGUGCGAGUCUACCGGUCCAACCAGCAUUCAGCAUUUCAUCUUUUGAGAAAUAUCCUUCUGCCUUUUUAAAUGUUAACAUAGGAGUGAAGCUUGUGGACGGGUUGCCUUUUUGUACAGUGAGGUGAGAGAAAGGUGCUUUAUGCAAAACUGACGUGUCGAAAAGACACGAUUUCUGAGGAGACAUGAAUGCCAAAGUGCUGAGUGAAGACUUAUGUAUGUGUGUUUUAAAGGAAGGCCUCUGUCUAUAUGAGUAUCACUAGACUAUACAUAUCAAUAUUCAGACAUCUGCUUGAUCAAGAAGUCAAGAAUGUGUACGCAACAAAAACGACUACACCAGCCUGAAUGAUUGUGGCGCUGUUUCACAAAUUUAAUGGUGCCCCAGGUGCUCAGUUUGGAACUCAAAACAGCUGCACUGGUAAUGAUCUCACAGGAUCUUUUGUCUCAUGUUUCACCUCAGUUUGGCUGACUAUCUUUUAAAGCGGCGAAAGCCAAGGCACACAGCUGGUUUUUAAACAUACACAUAUCAUAAGCUAAUUGAAUUGACAAGUCAGUAUGUAUUUUUUUCAUGUGUAACUUUGCUUACAUUUCUGGUUUCAAAAGGCUGAAAUGAAAUUCCUCCUAAGUUGUAACGAUCAGCGUUUUUUACAUUUCUUGUUCGUGAGGAUUAAAAUAAAGUCUGUUUUUAGAUGAAGCAGCAACUCGUACAUUGAUUCCUUCUAAAACGUUUCCUCUGUAAAGUAUCUUUCCGCCUCUCAUCCGUCUCUUGUAGAGAAUCUGUUGCUAAUAUAAAGAGACCUCUUGUAGAGUAGAACCUAUUUUCCUAGCUCCAAAUAAUAACAAUGAAUGUACUCAGAGCCUGCGUGGUUUGUAAUAUUGUAUAGGCUAUCCAUCCAGUACAUUUAUACUUUGCUUCUUGUGUACAGCCUUUUUAUUUUUCCGUGUUUUAUCCUAUUUAUAGGCUUUAAUAAUUGCAGAAAGUAUUACGUUUUCUUCUUUGAUAUUUCCUGGAUUUAGAUAUCACCCACAUCACCGCUGAUACAUUCAUGUUUUCACUGAUCCACAGGAGGUAUAAACCGAGUAUACAGUUGCGACGUCUUUCUCUGGAUGUUGGCUACUGUAGUUGUAGUUGACUAACAUUUCACACUGGUGCAAAGAGUUGUCAUCUUGUAUGUUCUGGAGUCAUGAUUGUGUGAGGUGCUGUAACAUAAGAGCUCUGAGUGUGUGUGUGUGUGUGAGUGUGAGUGUGUGUGUGCGUGUGCGUGUAUAUUUGAUUGUUGCUUUGGUGUGUGUUUGCUGUUAGUUUUUGGCUUCUGCUUAAGCCCUCAGUCAUAUAUUCCUCUGAUGUCACAGAGUUGUCCUGUAAAAUCCCCAAAAUCCUCCCAGAGCGCAGUGCCACUUGAAAGCUAACAAGCUAAGGUUUUUUAUCCGGGUAUUGUUUUGUUCCUUACUUUUGGUGAUUGUGUGACAACGCAGAUGUUUUUUUAAAGAUAUUCAAGAUACCUUUUGUUAAUUUCAAGGCACUCAGCCAGCUUCAGCAAGAAUUAUUUUCUCUUCCUGUUUUUAGAAGAAACUUUUUGAAGCAUCACUUUGUCCUUGACAGUCAUUCUUUAUCAUGUUCACAAACUUACCUGUAGCCAUUUAACACCGGAGCAGUGCACACAAGGUCUCAGCAGUUAAAGCAAAAUCUGAAUCAGUUAGUAAAGAUUUGAACCUGGUGUUGACCUUACCAUAGCUCCUUUUGUCCACUGAACAGUCGUGUUGAGCCUUUUGUUUUAAAAGAGAGAUUUAGAAAACGUCUUAAGGAAAUCUCUCCGUGUGUUAAAGCAGUCCUUUGGCAGACAAAUUUCCAUUGUUGUUUCGAGUUGGUGCGCCGACUGUUUUCGCUAUACUAGCAGUGCGACUAUGCAGAGGGUAACUUUGAUCUGACCCUAGAUAUCUCAAAAACUCUAUGGAUUGCCAUAAAACUCUCUUCAAACAUUGUUCCCAAAAGAACAGAUCCCAAUGACCUAGUAGGGAUCUCCCAAUCAGCUUUUUUGGGUCCUGUUGGAUCCAGUUUUUCUCAAGGAUAUUUGUCCUUCCUUUUAAAGUCCAGAGUUUGUUGCUUUGGCGCAGCAACCUUUUCCUCCGUUGCUUUAGUGAACACGCUGUAUUCUGAGCAUGUUUAUAUUUCAGUUGUCCCAUUGGUCGGUAGCCAAGCGUUCUAGGUUUGUAUAACUGUAUAUAUUAAUGAAAAUAAUAAUAAACGGGACAUCAAUGUGGAACUCCUACCAUGGCUUAAACUUUAUAUCAUAAACAUGUUCACAGCCAGCCAUAUUACAGCAACAAUAACUGCUUCACAGCAGCCUACGGUAACUCUCUAGGGACAUAUGGUUCAAAAGGCAAAGACACUCGCCAAACACAAGGCGAUCUGUUACAUUAGUAUUGAACGCAGCUCUACUGCUACCACCUCACAAAAUGAUUGUUUAUAUUGCACGUGGCUGUUGGACUAUUUUCACUUUCUAGUUUGAAAUAUUGCCACACUGCUGAUAUUCUAGCUACUGGGUUGCUAAAGUUACCAAGUUACUUAGUUACUAAGCUAAGUUACUGGUGCGCUAACUUUCUGCAGCAAAUUGUACUCAUUUUAGAACAGCUGAAGUAAAUGAUUUGGAUGAGAUGAUCGGCUCAAAAUUGCAACAAUAUGAACUUGUGUAUUCACGAAUGAAGUCAGACUUCAAGAGCAUUAUCUGCUCUAACGAAACUGACCCCGACAUUUAAGAUUAGCUGAGCAAAGAGAUCCAACAUCAUCGUUGAUUGGAACAAGUAGUUUCUGACUGCUGUGACUGAACCAGACAGCGACGUAGCUUCCUUCAGUGGACAUAAGAAGUGGAAUUAGGUUCUGUAGUAAAUGUAAUGCUGACUGUGGAGAACUGUUACCGAGCUUCACCAAACCAAACCAAGGCCAUCCAGCUGAUGUACGUGUAUCCAAUCAUGGAAGGCACAUUGUGGGUAUUUUAUAUUUUAAAAGCAUUUCUAGUCUUCGGCAUGACUUGGCUUCUUAUUUACCAACUUGGAUAAGAAACUACCUCAGAGCAGUGUCAGGUGCUAGCUAAUAUUAGCCCUAAUUUAUAACAAUGGUAACAAAAUCAAAAAUUGUUGUGACCAAACCAAUACAAGCCAAUAUAGUGUAAGAGCACACUGUUCUUUCCUUGAACCUUAAGAAAUGGAAAAACCAAGUCAUCGUGUACGACUGAUUGGUUGCUUUAGUUGGUUACAUUGUAGGGGACCAAAUUUUUGUAAUUGGGGUUAUCAUCAUGUUUCUAUUGACUCAUUAUUUUUCAAAAACAGUCGGCACAAUCCAGGACUGUAAUCAUGACCCAAUCAUUUAUCAGCAAACGUGCCAUCAGAAAUUAAUUUCUUUCCAUAUGACAGUGUUUGAUUAUUGGAGGUAAUACUGGUAUAACUGAGAAGUAUGGUUGAGAUUUGUUGGAAAGGUGUUGUACAGCAAUAACGUUGGUGUGUUGGCUGCGGAUUGUUGGUAAUUUGUUUGUUGAACAUCAGUCUGUCCUUAUAACGCCAGUCCAGAUAUUGCUCAGUGAACAUGUAAGACAUGAAAAAGUUUAUUUUCAUUCUUGGAACCAGUUUGUACUGGAUUGGUUUGACCAGAAAGUUAAUAUAUGUCGUUUUCAUACUGGAUAGAGCCAUUCCACAUGAUCAAAUACCUACAUAUCUUUGCCGUGUCAACCCAAUACUGCAAUAAAACCAUUCGUUCUCAGUUCCUUUCCACUUAUCCUGUAAUAAGCCAGACUCAAUGCCAUUUAUGUUAAGGGUAUAAGAUAACAACUUACAAAGGGAAUAUACACAUUUAAACACACUUUACAACCUAAACUUCAAUGAAAGGUACAUAUGAUGUGUGGCGAAUAACGCCAGUCUGUCGUAACUUUAACUGAAAACAUCCAGCGUGUUCGUACUUCUUUUUAUGUGUGCCUUUUGUCGGAUCUCUCUCUUUUCCAUCUGGUUUGUGAUUCUUUCAAAAGAAAGAUUUGACAAAAAUCUUGUGCGCCACAUAAAAAAAUCGACUUUCCAUUUUUUAAUUAUCAUGCAACCUUGCGUGUAGAUGCUGCAUAGAACGAUCAGUAUUUGUGUUUUGCACUUUCCAAGCAGUCUCAAAUAAAAAAUGGCCCACAUGAGGGCAGAAAGUAAAAAGAAAUAACUGACGAGGUAUUUUAUGCUAUCAAUAGGAAUUAUAAGGAAUAAUAUGACUUUGAAGAGCUUUUCUAAAAAGGUUGAUAUAUCUAUAUAUAUUCAUGAAGUACCUCAUAAGCCUGAUAUAUGCUGCAUUGACUUUUUUUUUCUGUAGUGUACUUCAAAAUGUCCAAUAAAAUUUUAAUUACCCCUUUUUUUUGGGAGGUUUGAAUGUCACUACAGGCUGUGCACACGCCACAACCCGUAAAUAUGAUCGACUUCUGUUGUAACAAAUGAGUUCGUUACACCUUGUGGCCAAAUGAAAAUGUGUCAUUUAUGCAAUUUUUACACAAAUCUCAUCAGUCACUCUCAGUUGUAGCUUCAUCAUAUUUCUGUGCUCUGUCUUUUACUUUUUUUGUGCAUUUUCUGUGUCUGUGUAGCCAAAAAAAAAAUAUCGGGUUUAGUUGACAAAGAAGCCUCCUGCGAGGCUCUGUGGUAUAAAACACGACUGUUGACUCAGGUAUUGUCGUGAAAGGGCUGUAUCUGCUAUACUGCAUCCCCCAUCACUACCACCCCCUCCUCCCCUGCACCUUUGUCUUAAUAUAGCCUUAGAUCUACAUGUGAGGUCCCUAUUUGGCCUUAAAAGUUGAACAAAUUAUGCACUACAAUUUCACAGACUUGACAGAAAAAGCUCCAUUUUUGAUUCAGACACAUUUUUUUGAAGCGUUGCCAUGUUAUCUACCUCCUAUGAAUGUAGGGACUGUCCUGGAAUUGUAGUCCACCGCAAAACUGAAAGAAAAGAAGACAAUCAUCUGUAGAUUCUUGAAAAUGUCAAAUAUCCCCCUUUUCAUCCAAACAUAGAGCUGAUUCCAGGGCACUCCGUUUUUUUCCCUCACUGGCCAUUUUCAUUUUCACUGUUUUUUUAAUUGUAAGCCAUGAUGGAGAAGCAAAGUGACCAAAGUCUCUUUACGAAGGCAGCCCAGCACAGCCGCGUGAAUUCAAACCUCCCUUCAUUUGUGUCAUUUUGAGCUCAGCUCUGAGUUGUUGUUUAUAUAUUUCUCUUUCUCUCUCUUCUUCUCUCUCUCUCUUCUCCCUUAUUUAAACCACGACAUGCCAAAACUGAAUUUGCUGUCAUUCCUGUUCUGGUGAGGGUCUUUAUGUUGCUCAUUUAUAAUUUGUUCACAUCCACUGCUAAGCUCCUUGUUCUUGUUGUUGUAAAGUUGUGAGCUUUGAUUUCUAUUUUUCAUUUCCUGAUUUUUUUUUUUUGUUUGUUAACAACUAUACUUACAGAACACAAGAUAUGCUGUAAACCCUGUUAGGACAUAAUGUGAAUACGUAUCACUUAAUAUAGUUCACUCUUUGGCUUGACUGUAAGUUGCGUUAAUUAAUAAAAAUGUUGAAAAAC